Felis catus (domestic cat) is the source of this 7124-nucleotide messenger RNA. RefSeq names its product limb and CNS expressed 1 (gene LIX1). Lineage: Eukaryota; Metazoa; Chordata; Mammalia; Carnivora; Felidae. The transcript has 14 exons. Gene Ontology annotation, cellular component: cytoplasm. The coding region runs from base 3533 to 4477 and encodes 314 amino acids. Gene Ontology annotation, biological process: autophagosome maturation. The record is from RefSeq and is a predicted model, not a curated record.
AAAAAAAAACUAAAUUUCACUAUUUGUGUUGCUUUUUGUUCUCUACCAAAAACAAAUAGAUUCCAUGGUAUCAAAUCCCAGUUUUUCCACUUGCUAAUGUAAAGAACUUUAAGCAAGUCGUAUAUGUGUCUCUCUCCUUUUCCACCUCAAUUUUCUUACUAGUUACAAUUGGAUUUGUAACUAUUUAAUAGGGUUGUUUUUAGGACUAGGUGAGAUAAUACACAGAAGCACUAAGAACAAUGCCCAGCACUUUGUAAACAUUCAUUAAAGUAUAGCUUUUAGAAUGAUACAAUGAUUGUAAUCAUGUUUAGCUUUCUGAUACUCUGCUAACAAUUUGUUUUUAUUUUAUUUAACCACUGGGAGAAUUUACUGCCACCUGUUUUUCUUAGGCUUCAGUAUUUUUUUUUUUUUUUUAGCGUUUAUUAGAGAGAGAUUAUGGGCGCGAUCUGGGGAGGGUCAGAGAGAGAGGGAAAGAGAGAAUUCCAAGCAGGUUCCAUGCUGUCAGCACAGAGUCCAACGCAGGGCUCAAUCUCACUAAUAACUAUGAGAUCAUGACCUGAACCGGUAUCAAGAGUUGGACACUUAAUUGACUGAGCCACCCAGGUGCCCCAAGGCUCCAGUAUUAAGGAUCAGCCAGUGAUGCAUAAUUUUGUUUUCCACUAUUUAAAUUGGUAAUGUGGUCAUGGGAACAGAAAGUUGCCGUAGUCUCACCAGUUUCCAUAUUUGUCCGUAUUUAUGCAGGCCUGAGCAGAAGUAGAAGAGUUAGGAGUAUAAGGAGGUAGAAGGGAUAAGGAAUGAAAACCUCUUUCUAAUAUUCUUGGGUGGGUCCAAAACAUGUUUUCACUUAACAAGUAAAUAGUGCAGGGGAAAGAAAAUACAUAAGGCAUUGUAAUACAAAGACUUUGUAAUCCAGUGAGAUUGGAAGAUGGGUGCUUAAGUACAUCUACCGAUGAUAUUCAAGUCUCAGCAUCACCCAGUAGGCCAGAAGAGGGGCAUCACCUAUGGGAAAAAAAUGACCACUAGAUGGCAAUGUCACUCCACAGUCACCAGCCAGAAUGUCCUAAAAUUACUUGCAUCAGUGGUAAUGAUCUACUAGAGGAAAUAACAGCAGAUUUAUUUCCAAGAAUGAUAAAGACAGCAGAUUCCCUUUCACCUUUGUAAAAUUCAUUCUUCUAUUUGCAAGACCUAUCAUUAAUAAAUACCUUUAAUUACAUAGACACAAGAAAAUGUCCAAUUCCCUUGAAAAUUAACGCUAACUUGGAAAGUGUUUACCUAGCUUCAAAUUUUAGGUGUGUCUUCACAGCAUUUACUAAAUAGAUCUACUUUAAAGCAUUUCAGUAAAAUAAUGUUGAAGACAUCUUAAUAGAACCAUAGAAUAUUUAUCUUGCAGUACAUAUUAUAUUUAGAGUAUCAAAGGUAAACUGGGAAUGAAACUAUAUGACAUCUUCCUACUCAAUUUUUAUUCAGUUGAUGCAGUCCACUUUUGGGUACCUACUACAUAAACACUAUUACUCUAGGAACUUUGAAAUCUAAGUAAGCAGUUCUUAUCCUGAAUAGCCUCAGGUUUCUUGUGGUUGGCAGAACAGAUACAUCAAAUGCAUAAAUCUAAGCAAAUUAUUCAGUGUCUAAUCAGUGUCUAAUAUUUUUUUAAUAUUUAUUUUUGAGAGAGAGCGUGAGCCAGGGAGGGGCAGAGAGAGAGAGAUCUGAAGUGGACUCUGCUGACAGCAGAGAGCCCCCCCCAUAUGGGGCUCUAACUCCCGAACCAUGAGAUCAUGACCUAAGCUGAAGUCAGAUGAUUAACUGACUGAGCCACCCAGGUACCCCUACUCACAAUUUUUAAAAGAUGUUUUUGAGUAGUCCUCAAUUAGAAAUUAGAAUUUGGUCUAUCAAACAAGAUGUAACCCUCACAUUUAAAACGUCCAUAGUGAACAAUGAGCAAAAACAAUUUAAGUGUACUACUAAUGUAGUCAAGACAUGUACUGUGGUUAAUAAAACACUUUGAGUCUGCGAGUUCCAAAUUUAGAUCCUGGUUCAACCACUUCCCAGACCUCAAGUGCCUUCUGUAACCUCUCUAACCUCACUUUUUUGAUUUGUGAGAUGAGGACAUUUAAUAGUGCCUGUCUUAGAAUUAUUAUAAAAAUUAAAUAACACCUGUAAGGAGCUUAGCACAGUACCUGAUACAUGUUAUAUAUUAGGAAGUAUUUCCCAAAUGAUUUCAGAUUACCAAAAGGAAGAUUCUGGAGGAAUCUUUUCUAUUUCCAAGGUCACUGAUAUUUCACCUGUGAUCUUUUUGGUGCUGUUUUCAUCUCAACGUACAAAUGCUUUGCUUGUAACCUUGCAUCCUCUACUUGUUGCUCCCACUAAAUAAGUUUUUCCUAUGAGAUAAUGCAGUUUAUACUUGUGCUAAAUAACUUUGUGAUAUGGGUAGCCGUGGGUCUGUUCUUUGGUGCCUAGCUGGCUGUCUUUGAGCUUUCUCCAGAACCUUAAAGAUCUUUUAAGGCUACUAACUAGAAGAUAAUCAUUCUUUUAGUCAAGUACUCAGUAAAUGUUAUGACAAAACAUAGUUGUCUAGUUAAAGAACUUAACAGGUAAACCCGCAGCCCAGAGGUUUAUCAGCCACUUCCACAAGGUGGAGGUAUGAGUUCAUUAGGUUCUCAGGGAGAACACUUCCCUGAGGUGUAAGUUUAUUUCAAGUCGCAUUCAAUAUUCUGGGUGGCUAAGGCUCACCAUCUCCAUUAUUCUUCAUCUCUCUUCAGAACAUCUCCCUAGAGAGCAUCAGGCCAUAUCUUAGUUUGACCUUGAUUUGCUAUAUGAAGUUCUGGAACCAUCUUAUGCAACUGUAGCAGGCUGGGAAUGAGGCCCAAGAAAACCGAUAUCAGUAGACUGAAGCUCUGCCUGGAACAUUUCUGGUUGUUCAUGAGGAGGAUACAUGCUAAGUGCAGUACUCUAAUAGUGACUGCAAAGGAAGUGAAAUGGAAAUUAUAGUUUACAAUGUGAAAUGGAUGGGCGCGAGGCUUUUAUCUUAAUGUACUUGAUCCUCUAGAGAUGAGUAGCUAUAAGUUGGCUCAGGCUCAGUUACUGCAGUGGAGUCUGCAUGCCUACAUGCCUGGAAUCUCACCAUCUUCACUACAGCCUCACCUACAGGCCCAUUCUCCUGUUUCACCUACCCCAGGCUCCUCCAGGACAGAACAGAUCAUGAAGUGAGGGGGCACAGAGGAUAGUGGAGACGUUUUUGCUGCAUUGUGCAUGAAACGGUACAAAAUAUACCACCUUGAUUUCUCAUCUUCUCAAAGAGUUCUGUACUCCCUGGGAGCUUAGAUAUGAAGUUUACUAUGGGAUUAGAAGUGAUCUGUUUGAAGACCAGUCCAGCUUUUAGGAAAUAAGUAUGAGGACUGUGAGCCCAGAGAAGACAUGACUUCUUCAAAGUUAUACAGGGGACAGCACAUUUGAAGAUGGAGGACCAAAAAAAUACCCAAGUCAGAAAGCUGCACACCAUUCAGGCAGAAUCUGGUUGGAGAGGAAAGCUGGUCUCAUGAUUAGAGAGCUUCCCCAGCUAGCCUGUAGUCCAGGACUGCAAGAAUUCAGGCAUGAGGACACUGUGCAGCAGGCUCACACAGGCAGACCCAAGAUGGACAGAACCUUGGAAUCCCUGAGACACAUCAUUGCCCAAGUCUUGCCUCACAGAGACCCGGCUCUAGUCUUCAAAGACUUGAAUGUUGUGUCAAUGUUACAGGAAUUUUGGGAAAGCAAGCAGCAGCAGAGGGCUGCAUUCCCAAGUGAAGGCGUGGUGGUCUAUGAGUCACUGCCAUCUCCAGGACCGCCCUUUGUGAGUUAUGUGACCCUCCCAGGGGGAAGCUGUUUUGGCAACUUUCAGUGCUGCCUAAGUAGAGCUGAGGCCAGACGGGAUGCAGCUAAAGUGGCCCUAAUCAACUCCCUCUUCAAUGAGCUGCCCUCUCGAAGGAUCACUAAGGAAUUCAUUAUGGAGAGUGUGCAGGAAGCAGUUGCCUCCACCAGUGGCACUUUGGAUGAUGCAGACGACCCCAGCACCAGCAUUGGAGCCUACCACUACAUGUUAGAGUCAAACAUGGGGAAGACCAUGCUGGAAUUUCAGGAGCUGAUGACCAUUUUCCAACUACUGCACUGGAAUGGAAGCCUAAAAGCCCUUCGUGAAACAAAGUGUUCCCGACAGGAAGUCAUCUCCUACUAUUCCCAGUAUUCCCUAGAUGAAAAGAUGCGCAGCCACAUGGCCCUGGACUGGAUCAUGAAAGAGAAGGAAUCUCCAGGAAUUCUCUCUCAAGAGCUACGGAUGGCCCUGAGGGAGUUGGAGGAAGCCAGGAAAGCAGGACAAGAACUGCGGUUUUACAAAGAAAAGAAAGAAAUCCUGAGUUUAGCCCUGACUCAGAUCUACAGCGAUCCUGACACCUCCUCACCCAGUGAUGAUCAGCUGAGCCUAACGGCUCUUUGUGGCUACCACUAGCAAGGCCAGGUUCCAGCUGGCCUGAGGUUGGCAGAGGCUGGACUCUAACAUUAGAAAGCUCAGUGAAGGAAGUUGUUGGAGGCUUUACCACCUACAGCUACCACCUGAAGGCUGUACUAAUUCUUCCCACCCAUUCCAUUCAUAGACUCUCAGAGUAAUAGGAUCCUUACAGGUCCCAACAGUUUUCCCAUCACACUUUCAAGAGUUCCUCCUCUUACUGAAAGGAUGGAGACAGAAUUGUUUGAAAAACAUUUCCCAGGUUUGGCUCUAACCUAAAGCCCUGUUGACAUGUGCCUUCCUAGAUUAUGUAUGUUGUUUUAAACAAUGGGCCAGUGUAGCAUCCCCGAAAAGAACACCAGCUGGGACUGGGGAAAGUAGCAUGAGAGCAAUUUUUAAAAAUAGUUGGGAUUAAAUAAACAACAUAGAAAAUACACACGGGUCAGAAUUUCUUCCUAAGCUUUAUAAACUAAGAGACACUUCUACUCUACUAGGUAAAAUCCAAAAUUCCAGUGGCAAUUUUAUCUGGACAUCCCACUAUCAAAGAUCUAAAGUGGUAAUAGUGAAAAUACGUGAUAAAUUUAACUUGGCUUAAAAUGCCAGUUAUAAUAAUUUUUUAAAAAUCCACACUCUUCGGUAUGGGGAUAAAUUUCACCUAGAAUAGUACUCCUAUUCCUCAAGAAGAAUUAGUAUCUAAUUUUAAUGAGUCCUGCAAACAGUGAUGUUCAUUUUUAACUUGCAAAUAGAUAACUCAGAUUGAUUUGUUUUUAUUUUUGCCACCACAGUCAUCUAUGUAUCAUGGAGACAGUCACUGGAUUUUGAAAAAUCAUUAGCUUUUAACAGUGCUUGCAUUUGAUUAGUUUCUCGUGCAUUAGAGAGAAGGAGUAUUUAACUGUCUUUAUUGUUGUUCAAGAACAUAAGCCAGGAGUAGUUCAAAUGUAGUGUCAUUUCCAAGUUUUAAUUAGACAUUGUCAUCUCUCUUUGAAAAUGGCUUGGGUCAAUUAACUGAUUAGAAAACCGAAAGCAAAUACAGACCAAUUUUUAGAUGGUUUCUGGUCACUCAAAUUUAAGAAUGGCAACAGUGUGAAUUUUAGACAUUUGUAGGAAUUUCCAACUUUAUAACACAAAAAGGAUUAUCUUGCAUUUAGUCCAAUAAUUCAAAAUAAAGGAUACAGUUUUUUCAAUGUUAAAUAAGAUUUCUUCUUCUUCAUGUUUAAGUGAAUGCAAACUAACGUUCCUGAAGGCUAAAACCAUUAUAUUUACAUUAAAGUUUACAAAAGCACGAUAGCUUAACUUCAUAUAUAAAUAUGUGCAGAUGUAAUUAUCACUCCUUAAGUCCCCAUGAAAACUAUAUAUAUGGAUCAUGUAUUUUGGAAUUAGCCUUUAAAAUAAAAAAAAUAAUUUCAGAUAUCAUAUUUCUCACACCAGGGGAAAAUUUAGCUUCUUACCUACUGCCUUACUCUGUCGUGAAAGGUAAUACUAUAAAUAUUAGAUAAAUUUAAUUUAAAAAUAUUGUGUUAACAAAUGUCACAUUUCUCCCCAAAAUGAGGCUAAAUGUCACCUAGAAUAAAACUAAAACUAUAUUCCCUUAUAAUCCUAAAAAGGAAUUUGAAUUAAUAUUUGCAAGUUGAAUGAAUUUUAACAUUAAGGAAACUUUCUGUUAAAAGCAAUUUUUUGAUAAAGUCAUUACUCUAUCAUUUCAUAAAACCGUAAUUUCCCAUGUUAGGUGUGAUUAUAGGUAGGUCCAUCUUUGCUGCAUUUGCAGCUUUUGACCAUGACCACCUAAAGCUGACACCAUCUAAUUAGAUCCAGGAAGGGGAAUCAGCAAGGAAAAUGUUAAAAUUUAUUCUUUGCUCUAUAAUUAGAAAACUGUACCUAUUACGUGAACUAAAAGCAUUGCCCUUGGCCAAUGGCAGUUUUCCCAGCUGGUCAGAACUGCCCACUCUUCCUGGAAUGGUAUGGAACCUAUAGCAAAAGAAACAAAAUUCAGAAUCUCUGCCAUUGCUGGAGCCUUUUAAUGCUCAUUUAUAGCAAAUCAAUUUUAGCUAAGACAUAAGGGCUGCCAGUACAUCACUUAAACAUUUAUAAUUCCAGACCUAAGAAGAGCCAUGUUGAAAAGCAAAGUAGAUUCUUCUUCUUCUUCUUCUGUAUCUUGUUCUCAGUGAUACACUGUGUUGAAGGGGAUUAAAGUGGAAGAUUCUCUAUUUUAAAUAUAUGGAGUUCUGGGUCCUAAACUUUUGUGGUUAUAAUGCCUUUGAGAAUCUGAUGAAAGCUAUGGACCUUCUCCUAGGAAAAUAGAGUGAAGCAUAUACCUUCAAAUUUAUGCAGUUUCAGAGAGUUUGUGAACCUCCCCAACGUCCAUGGAUUGCUCUAAGGACCUCCAAUUUAGAAUCUUGAGUACAGACUUAUAGUCUCAAACUUUUCAGCAUGGAUCCAAACUAGCUCAGACCAGCCCUGUGUAGCCUAUUUCUAAGAUAAAUGUUAUCAUCCUUAAAUACAGAAUUGUACUGCAUUUUGACAAGAAUGGUUUAAUCUUCACAAAGUCCAAAUAUACCAAAUUGCUAUGAAAAAACAGCUUAAAACAAAUUAGUCACUAAGUGUGUGAACCUAUUAGAAUAUUGUCAAUCUAAUAAAGACAUUAUUCUUCUAA